AUGACAGUCCUCACCGCAGCAGAGCCGCCUAAUCGGAUAGAGGUGGACAUGGACGCACCCAGCCUCGACACGGACAGCAGCUGCACCUCGCUCAGCUCCAGCGUGCAGCGCUACGAGUACAAGCACGGCCGGCGCUACCAUGGCUACCACGCGGGCAGCUACCCUUUCCCCAACGACAAGCGCGAGCAGGACCGCCUGGACAUGAUCCACCACGUCUACACCCGCAUCCUGAACGACCGGCUGUUUCUGGCGCCGCUCGACCCGCGCGGCAAGGCCAUCCUCGACAUCGGCACCGGCACCGGCAUCUGGGCCCUGCACAUGGGCGACGCCCACCCGGCCGCCCGUCUGAUCGUCGGCAACGACCUGAGCCCCAUCCAGCCCUCGUGGGCCCCCGCCAACGUGCGCUUCGUCGUUGACGACGUCGAGAAGGACUGGGUCGACCGCCACCCCUACGACUUCAUCCACUGCCGCUACAUGGCCGGCUCCAUCAAGGACUGGCCGCGCCUCAUCCGUCAGUGCUAUGCGCAUCUCCGCCCCGGCGGCUGGCUCGAGCUGCAGGAGAGUGUGAACGUGAUGUAUUCCGAGGACGGCACCCUCCCGCCCGACAGCUUCAUGGCGCGCAUGAUGCACGGGCUCAUCGUGGCGUGUGAGAAGAGCGGGAGGACCAUGGACCCCGCGCCGUCAAUGGAGAAAUGGGUGCAGGAGGCUGGGUUCGAUCCCAUCACGAAGCAUCGGUUCAAGAUCCCGGUCGGCAGCUGGCCGAAGGAUCCGCGGUUGAAGGAGUGUGGGAGCCUCAUGCGGGUCAAUUUUGUCGAGGGCGUCGAGGCGUUCACGGCCUCGCUUUUCACGGAGGUCCUGGGGUGGACGCCGGAGGAGGUGGCCGUUUUGAAUACGGGGGUCCGCGAGGAAGCCAUGCGGAAUGAUAUUCAUGCCAUUUUUGAUUUCGUGUUGCUCCUGAACAAGGAGGCUAUUGAUCAUAUACCUGUGCGAGCUAUACUGCUGUCUGUUCUAUCUGUGUUUAUGAAGCUCAUCCCAUCUUACGUCAAUCACGAACAAAUCCCACCCACAGUAUCCUACCUUAUCUCUUCUAACAACUACAAAACCGUUCUUUCAGAUCAAAAAGUAUACAAAGCCAUCAUGCACCGUCGGACCUUCUACCUCGGCGACAUUUUAUGCUAUGAGCCUCCCUUUGCCUUCAAAGGCUUCCAUAUUCCAUUUGAGACUCAUUCUCAUUUUCUCGUUUGUGUCGCUGGAUCUAAUCUAAUGUCUUCCUCCAAGCCAACGAUCGCCUUCUUUGGCGCCACAGGUGGGAGCACCAUCUCGUGCCUGGCUCCUGCUCUGAAGGCCGGAUACCGCUGCGCCGCCUUGGCGCGAACGCCGUCCCGACUCCGGGACCUCCUGGUCCAGCGCGGCGUCCCUGAAUCAACCAUCGCCGACAACCUGACCAUAGUCUCCGGCACGGCGACAGACUUGCAGCCCGUCAAGCAGACGCUCCAGAUGGGCCAGCCGGCAUCUGAAAUGGCCGAUCUAAUCGUGUCUGGGAUUGGCGGGAAGCUGAUCAUGAGCAACCCCCUCUCGCCGACUCUAGACAACCCGACUAUAUGCCAGGACGUGGUCCAGAAUAUCCUGACGGCUAUUCGGGAGCUGCGCGGUGCGGGCACGACGAAGGCCCCAUUCCUGAUCACGCUCAGCACGACCGGGAUCAGCGACGUCAAACGCGAUCUCCCGAUCGCGAUGAUGCCCAUGUACCACUGGAUGCUGAAGGUCCCGCACGACGACAAGAAGGUGAUGGAGCGGCUGAUCGUGGACGACGCAGAGCGUGACCCUGCAGCGCGCGCUCUUGGUGGCUAUGUGAUUGUUCGGCCGAGCCUUCUCACCGACGGUGAUAGGGACAAGGGCGGUGAUUUGAAGAAGAUUAGGGUGGGUGUAGAGGAGAAGCCGGCGGUUGGAUACACAAUUUCCCGGGAAGAUGUUGGCCGGUGGGUGUUUGAACAUCUGGUGAAGAAGGGGAGGGAGAGUGAGUAUGCUGGAAAGGCUGUCACCAUCACUUAUUGA
Aspergillus terreus NIH2624 is the source of this 2055-nucleotide messenger RNA. RefSeq lists its product as uncharacterized. NCBI's taxonomy places the organism in Eukaryota, Fungi, Ascomycota, Eurotiomycetes, Eurotiales, Aspergillaceae. The transcript is spliced from 5 exons. The coding region runs from base 1 to 2055 and encodes 684 amino acids. The record is from RefSeq and is a predicted model, not a curated record. Gene Ontology annotation, molecular function: methyltransferase activity.